CACCGGACCGCCGCCUCGCAACACGUCACCCGCACGCUCAUCUCCGAGAUCCCCGGAUUUGUCAAAACAAAGGGGAUUUGGUGAUGGAGGCUUUGUUGGAAGGAAUGCAAAAUCGGGGGCAUGGUGGGGGAUUUUUGACAUCCUGUGAAGCAGAACUGCAGGAGCUCAUGAAACAGAUUGACAUCAUGGUGGCUCAUAAAAAAUCUGAAUGGGAAGAUCAGACACAUGCUCUAGAGGCUUGCUUGGACAGCCGAGACCGGGAACUUAAGACUCUUAGGACUCACUUGGAUAUGAAACACAAAGAGAUCGAAAUGUUGCAGCAGCAGAGAGAAGAACAUGAAAAAACCAAGGAAAAGAUGACCAUGGAGUAUAAGCAGGAGUUAAUGAAACUACAUGAAGAAUUAGGAAGACUGAAGAGAAGCUAUGAAAAGCUGCAGAAAAAGCAAAUAAGGGAAUUCAGAGAAAACACCAAAAAUCCCGGGGAAGAUCGAUUUGAAAUUGAGAGGUUAACUGGAAAAAUAGAGGAAUUUCGUCAGAAAUCUCUGGACUGGGAGAAACAACGCUUGAUUUACCAGCAACAGGUAUCUUCUCUGGAGGCACAAAGGAAGGCUCUGGCUGAACAGUCAGAGAUAAUUCAGGCUCAGCUUGCCAAUCGGAAACAGAAAUUAGAGUCUGUGGAACUUUCUACUCAAUCAGAAAUUCAGCACCUGAGCAGUAAGUUGGAACGGGCCAAUGACACUAUCUGUGCCAAUGAGUUAGAAAUAGAGCGCCUUACCAUAAGGAUCAAUGACUUGGUUGGAAGCAAUAUGACUAUUCUGCAGGAGCAACGGCAAAAAGAAGAAAAGUUGAGGGACUCUGAAAAACUAUUAGAGGCUCUGAAGGCAGAAAAUAGAGAAUUGAAGUCGACUCUUCAGUCUCAAGAAAACUUCAUCCGUGAGGCAAGAAUGGUAAAGGAGAAGCUGCAGGACAAAUGGAAGGCACCUGACACUCAACCCAUGGUAGAAGUCAUAAGGCCACUUCAGGAGGAGUCUCAGACAGAAGAGAGGUACAUCUCUCAGGGGCAGGAGGACUUAAACAAUGAGCGCUCUCCAUUGAAUUUUACCAAUUCUAGUGAAGAACUUCUGCAGGCAGAGGUGACUCGUCUUGAAGGCAGUUUGGAAUCUGUAAGUGCAACAUGUAAACAGCUGAGUCAUGAGCUAAUGGAAAAAUAUGAAGAAUUGAAGAAGAUGGAAGGACAUAACAAUGAGUACAGAGCAGAGAUCAAGAAGUUGAAAGAACAGAUUUUACAGACUGAGCAAAGUUACAGUUCUGCACUAGAAGGAAUGAAGAUGGAAAUUGCCCAGCUAACUCGGGAGUUACAUCAGCGAGAUAUUACUAUUGCUUCUGCCAAGGGUUCUUCCUCAGACAUGGAAAAUCGACUCAAAGCAGAGAUGAAAAAGGCAGAAGAAACAGCAGUUGAGCAUAAGGUGGCAAAAGAGAUUUCACUAGCAGACCUCCAGGAGAAUUAUAUUGAGUCAUUAAAUAAACUAGUGUCUGAAAAUCAACAACUACAGAAAGAUUUGAUGUAUACUAAAUCUCAGCUGGAGAUAUCUACUCAGAUGUGCAAAAAGCAAAGUAACAGGAUCUAUAAACCAACACACAGCAGAACAACUGCGUUCAAGAAUACAGAGUUCAAGCCAACCCAUGGCCAGCACAGACAUGAUGGAAUAAAGACUGAGCACUACAAAACUGGUCUUCAUUCUCCCACAGAGCAAGCAUCGGAUAGUAUGUCCAGGGCCCUAAGUCCCCAAAGUCCUCCAGUCAGCCCUGGCAGCUCCACCAUCUCUUUGCCUUCCUACUUCCUGGGUAAAACUCACUCUUUGCCUUCAGUGAUAGAUGCAAAUGAAGCCAAUUUGUCUGACACUGUAUCUGGAAGUGUGAAUGACCAGGAAGAGUUUAUGUCUUCGUGUUCCUUGCCUGUGUCUCCCCUUAGUUCAAUAGCUACCAGAUUUUUGGAAGAGGAGGAGCUGAGGUCUCACCAUAUUCUGGAGCGCCUGGAUGCUCAUAUUGAAGAACUAAAAAGAGAGAGUGAAAGGACAGUGAGACAAUUCACAGCUCUAAAGUAGCCCUUAAAAAAAUCAUAAACUUGGAAAUACAAAUAAACACCAAAGAGUCACUGUCCUCUGAAGUAGCAGCUCUCUAACAACACACACAUAGAACAUUACAAAGAGGAUGCAUAUCGAGCAGUGGCGAAGAAAUCUGGAAAACUGAUACAUUUUCACUGCACUGGUUUGUUUGAAGGACUUCUUCCAGCAAUAAUCUGUGAGAAUAAACCAUUUUGAUAGAC
Molecule: messenger RNA, 2326 nt
Organism: Otolemur garnettii (small-eared galago)
Lineage: Eukaryota; Metazoa; Chordata; Mammalia; Primates; Galagidae
Gene: CEP63
Product: centrosomal protein 63
Exons: 14
Coding region: 84-2105 (673 amino acids)
Biological process (GO): centriole replication; de novo centriole assembly involved in multi-ciliated epithelial cell differentiation
Cellular component (GO): centriole
Source: RefSeq, a predicted model, not a curated record